GGUGGCGGUGAUUUACCGCACCUUCACUGGGAUUACGGAAAGAAAGGAGGAGGCGAGAAAACACACCGAAUUCCCCUGUGUAAAGGACGCGAUAUGUAUCCACAAGGCCGGCAUCCGGCACCUCACCAGCCAGGGCAGCCUGGCUUCAAGUUCACAGUGGCAGAGUCCUGCGACAGGAUCAAAGACGAAUUUCAGUUCCUGCAGGCCCAGUACCACAGCCUUAAAGUGGAGUACGAUAAACUGGCUAACGAAAAGACAGAGAUGCAGCGUCACUACGUCAUGUAUUAUGAGAUGUCCUAUGGGCUCAACAUUGAGAUGCACAAACAGACUGAGAUCGCCAAACGUCUCAAUGCAAUUCUGGCUCAGAUCAUGCCGUUCUUGUCACAAGAGCAUCAACAGCAGGUUGCUCAGGCUGUUGAACGGGCCAAGCAGGUGACGAUGACUGAGCUAAAUGCGAUCAUCGGGGUACGUGGACUUCCCAAUCUGCCUCUCACUCAGCAGCAGCCGCCUCAUAACGUCUACCCAGCCUUCAUGCAGCAGCAGCUUCAGGCUCAGCACCUCUCUCACGCGGCCCACGGCCCGCCAGUCCAGCUGCCCCCACACCCCUCGGGCCUGCAGCCGCCCGGCAUCCCACCUGUGACGGGCGCUGGCUCCGGCCUGCUGGCUCUGGGUGCUCUUGGCAGCCAGGCCCACCUGCCUGUAAAGGAUGAGAAGAACCACCACGACCUGGAGCACAGAGGCCCCUCAUCUUUUCACUCGCCCCUGGCCAAUCCUCUGAAAGAACGCGAGUCGAGCACGAAUAACUCGGUGUCGCCAUCAGACAGCCUGCGCGCAGCGAGUGAGAAGCACCGCGGCUCUUCAGAUUACAGCCUCGACUCCAAGAAACGCAAAGUGGACGACAAAGACAGCAUGAGCCGAUAUGACAGUGACGGAGACAAAAGUGAUGACCUGGUGGUGGAUGUUUCCAAUGAGGAUCCAGCCACCCCUCGAGUCAGCCCCGCUCACUCUCCUCCGGAAAACGGCCUGGAUAAAUCACGAGUCCUGAAGAAGGACGCUGCCCCCAACAGCCCCGCCUCCGUCGCCUCCUCGGGCAGCACGCCGUCCUCCAAAGCAAAGGACCACGCCCAUAACGACAAGUCGUCUACACCGAGCCUGAAGUCAAACACACCAACACCCAGGAACGAGGCACCAACACCAGGAACCAGCACCACUCCAGGACUACGGCCUCUGACGAUGGGCAAACCCCCCGGCAUGGAGGCACUAGCCGCCCCAGCUCUGCGUACACCUCUGUCCAUCGCGGGUUCCUACGCCUCCCCGUUUGCUAUGAUGGGUCAUCACGAAAUGAACGGAUCACUGACGAGCCCAGGCGUCUACCCGGGUCUCAUUUCGCCACAGAUGAGUGCUGCAGCUGCCGCCGCUUAUGGACGCUCACCGAUUGCGGGGUUUGACCCUCAUCCUCACAUGAGAGCUCCGGGCCUGCCGGCCAGCCUCACAUCCAUUUCUGGAGGAAAACCAGCUUAUUCUUUUCACGUGAGUGCAGAUGGUCAGAUGCAGCCUGUGCCCUUCCCUCCUGACGCACUGAUCGGCCCAGGCAUCCCACGCCACGCUCGCCAGAUCAACACACUGAGCCACGGGGAGGUGGUGUGCGCUGUCACCAUCAGCAACCCAACACGUCAUGUCUACACCGGCGGCAAGGGCUGUGUCAAGAUUUGGGACAUCAGCCAACCAGGCAGCAAGAGCCCAGUGUCCCAACUCGACUGCCUGAACCGGGACAAUUACAUCCGCUCCUGCAAGCUGCUGCCUGACGGCCGCACCCUAAUAGUGGGUGGCGAGGCCAGUACGUUGACCAUCUGGGACCUGGCCUCACAGACGCCCCGCAUAAAGGCCGAGCUCACUUCCUCUGCUCCGGCGUGCUACGCACUGGCCAUCAGCCCCGACGCCAAGGUCUGCUUCUCCUGCUGCUCAGAUGGAAACAUCGCCGUGUGGGACCUCCACAACCAGACUCUCGUUAGGCAGUUCCAGGGCCACACAGAUGGAGCCAGCUGUAUCGACAUCUCCCACGACGGCACCAAACUGUGGACCGGAGGGCUCGACAACACGGUCCGCUCCUGGGAUCUGAGGGAGGGACGGCAGCUCCAGCAACACGACUUUACCUCACAGAUCUUUUCGCUCGGUUACUGUCCCACUGGAGAAUGGCUGGCUGUGGGCAUGGAGAGCAGCAAUGUGGAGGUGCUUCACCACACCAAGCCUGAUAAGUACCAGCUGCAUCUGCACGAAAGCUGUGUCCUCUCACUCAAGUUCGCCUACUGUGGUAAAUGGUUUGUCAGCACAGGGAAGGACAACCUGCUGAACGCGUGGAGGACUCCGUACGGUGCCAGCAUAUUCCAGUCGAAGGAGUCGUCCUCCGUCCUGAGCUGCGACAUCUCAGCAGAUGACAAAUACAUCGUGACAGGAUCCGGUGACAAGAAGGCCACCGUCUACGAGGUCAUCUACUAGAGAGGAAGGAGGCUCCUGCUCUGCUUCAGCACUUCGACGAGAUGACUUUUACUUUCCCGACUGACCGUCUGUGGACUACAACAGAGACAAACGACACAUUUGGAUCUUACUUGUUGGAUAUCUAUGGAGCUGUUGUCUGAAGGAUUCUUGCGCUGGAACUAUUUUUUCUGUCCUUUUUGUUUUGGAGGGUUUAUUUUUUUUGGGUUACACUUUUUUUUUGUGAUUUCAAAUUUUUUUUUUUCCCUUGAGAAUUUUUGGGCGUGACCGGAUGAAGCGGCGCUUCAUUUCUGAUAACCUCGUUCCCCCAGACGUCUUGUGAAAAGUGUACAUAUCGGAUUAAAUAAAAGACAUUUUAUAUAUAAAAAUAUAUAUAUUUUCAUGUCCUGGGUGUACUUGUGAGGAUUUUUUUUUUUUUUUUUGGACCCACUCUGUCUGAUGCCAUGAUAUUUGAGUGGGAGAGCAGAACAUAGAUUAGGACUUUUUAACAGUUUGAUUUUCUUAAAGCACAUUCUGCGCGCUGAUCUUUUCAGAAAUAAACCAGAGGAGCAUGAAACUUGUAAGUAGGACGUUUGGAGGAGAUUUUUAAAAUGGCCUUUUGUCACAGUGCUCUUACCGGACGGAGAAAACGUGGAGUCCUCUGACUCUGGCAGAGCCUCGGCUGGUUUGGACCACAGUGGGACAGAGCGGGACAUUAUGAUUCAGAAACAGAUGGAUGUAAAUUUCAUUCAUAUAUAUAAAAAAAUCCCUUUUUAAAGUGUUCUUCUCAGUCUGUGCUAUCUUUCUCCCUGUUUGUUUUACCUUGUUAGAUUUUGGGAGAUGGGGGACGUUUAAUGUUUAGUCUGACCCUUGGACCUCAAUUGGCAGCAGAAGCACUGCAGCAGGCACAAACUGGACGACAAUGUGCUUUUUGCUAAUGUGACGUAACACGGAUGUCGAGUCGCAUCAUCGACGUCUUGGCUACAGACUAACGGUUCAAUCUGCGCUAUUGGAAUCCCUCUGCUCUUUGUAUCUAAACAGUAUUUCUGGAACAUAUUUGGUUGGCAGAGACGUGUAAAUGCUCCUGAGGACAGAGGGGAUGGCACUUCAAAAAUAUAAACACAUUUUAGUAUAUCCAGUGUCUCCCAUGUUAAGACAACAGAGAAUAAUCCUGGUUUGUACACUGUGCUCCUGAUCCUGUCAGCAUUUCCCACAAGAAAAUUUAAAGGGCCGAAAUGCGCCCGGUCCCUCUGGAUCACACCAAAGUAUGUAGCAAAUGCUGUCAGCACUGAAAAGAGAUGUACAGUUGUUAAUAAAUCAAUAAAACAGUUUUUGUA
Messenger RNA from Plectropomus leopardus (leopard coralgrouper), 3809 nucleotides. NCBI's taxonomy places the organism in Eukaryota, Metazoa, Chordata, Actinopteri, Perciformes, Serranidae. The record is from RefSeq and is a predicted model, not a curated record.